Molecule: messenger RNA, 1155 nt
Organism: Penicillium daleae
Lineage: Eukaryota; Fungi; Ascomycota; Eurotiomycetes; Eurotiales; Aspergillaceae
Exons: 3
Coding region: 1-1155 (384 amino acids)
Source: RefSeq, a predicted model, not a curated record
AUGCGCCUCAAGAAGCAACACGAACCCACCUGGGUAUGGCGCUAUAAGCACCAUACUGAGGUGCUUUCGACCAUCUGGUCCUACCUAACUCUUUUAGUGAAUGAUCUUAUUCCCGACGCCUUUGUUCGAAUGCUCAACGUCAACCUCCAGCCACUCGACUUCUUCACCGGAAAGACGUUUACUAACCCCGCAGCUUCUCUGACUCCGUUCUUCUUGCCCACCGACAAAAAGGUGCAGCGUAAAAAGAAGAACAAGUCUAUCGAGCACACGAUCAAGUUCCCCAAGCACCUGGGAAAGGCUCACAAGUCCACCGACAAGCCGACCUCGGAAGACAUCCAACUGCAGAAGGAUCUUACAGAGGAGCUUCAGAAAUUCUGUCUUCUUGCCCAAUCGUAUCGAGGAUGCGAUGGAAUGACUCGCUUCGAUCGGCCAUCAAAUGUCAACACAGAGAAGAUCCGGACUUUGGCCGGCUCUGUCCCAUUCCAAGUUUCCUGGGCGAUGGAAUACAAGCAAGGUGCCCGUAUUAUUACUCUUGUACCAGAGGCCUAUCCCGACCCUGCCCGGCCCUCGGCGACUGAAAUUGAGAUCUUGAUCGCCGUCAUCAUUCAGGGCCUGCGCCAGCAGAGUCACGAGCUUGGCUUUUCCGACCCUAAGACCAGAAACAAGUUGCCUUUGGGCUCCGUCAACUUUGUCAUCCCAGCUCUUAUUAUUUCUGUCUACCCUGGUGCUCAAAUCCGGGUUUUGUACGGCUACAUGGUUAACAAUCAGCUCCACUUGCACUUCACCCAGCUCCACCAAUUCACCAAGGACAACUUCCAGACAAUGUUGGAAGCGACUCUCCGCUGGGUCUUCCCUAUUGCUCUAGGCCAAGCCGCCAAGCUCGUUACCCUCCCCGAUAUCCAGGAAGAAGAGGAAGAUGUAGAAGGAGAAGACUGGGAGGAUCUGGAGGAUGAACAGUCGGAAGAAGAUGUUAAAGAGUGUGCGCUGCACUUGUACGCCGCUGCAGAAGUUGAUGAUGGUCAUGUAAUGGGGACGUCUCAAGAGCGUAUGAAUGUGUCGAGUAUCUCUACCUCUAUUGUCACUGCUACGUCCACCACCACGAGGAAGACUAAGAACAAGAGAGCUACUAAGAAGGGAAAGAGACGUUCACGUUGA